Molecule: messenger RNA, 726 nt
Organism: Paramecium tetraurelia
Lineage: Eukaryota; Ciliophora; Oligohymenophorea; Peniculida; Parameciidae
Exons: 2
Source: RefSeq, a predicted model, not a curated record
AUGUUCAAAAAAAAAGAUUUGAAAACAAUUUGGAUAUGGGAGAUUGAGACCCUUGAAAUAAAUGAUAAUCCCUCAGAAAAUAAAUUAUUAAAAAUUUUGGAAAAUCCCAAAGUUAAAAAGUCUGAUUAAAAUCAAAGCGAACAUCAGAAUGUAUUAGACUUGUUGAUUGAUAUAUUCAAUGAAGGGUAAGAGGAGAGUGAGAGAAACAGACAGUAGAUUGAGAGAGAGUUAUUGGAGGGGUUGAAUUUGGCUUGCUAUGAACCAAAAUAUAUUAGACCGAUUGAAGGAAUAAAUUUUUUACCUUAUACCAGUAUCAAUUAAGAUCGAGGGCCUGUAAAUCUUAAAGGAAGUUUACCAAAAGAAUUCUUUGUAGAUUUGUUGCUAUAGGUAAAUUAGGAACCUCUGCUUAUGAAAACUAUUGGAAGAUAUAAGAACAUCAUGGAAGAAAGAAGUAAGGGCCUAGAGCAGUUGUGGAUAAAUGAAGUAGAGUUGGACUAUCGGUCUUUUCUUGUAAGACUGUAUGCAUAAGAUAAAGCCACCAAGAAGCAGUAUGUAGGAUCGAGACUAAAGGGAGAAAGACCAUAGAUGUGGACAAGGCCCAGAAACAUGAGAAGAAAAGGUGAUGAUCAAUCAUAGUUGCUGCCCUAUGAUGAUAGUUAAAAUAAUGGCUAUAUGAAUAGAAUUGUCGACGCUCAAAUGCAGAGAUAUUUAAUUUUAACUAAAUGA